Molecule: messenger RNA, 624 nt
Organism: Acaulospora colombiana
Lineage: Eukaryota; Fungi; Glomeromycota; Glomeromycetes; Diversisporales; Acaulosporaceae
Source: the annotation of a GenBank genome assembly
AUGGCUCAACCAACAACGAAUGGAACAACAAAAAAGAGACGAAAGGACGAUAUCAAGUCUUUUGAAAGAGAUGACUUGCCCGCACUAGGAAAUUUGGACAUAGAUUCAGACGACCAGGGUGCCUCCAGCGGUGACGACGGUGAAAUGGACGAAUUUCCUGAACUUGAUACCGAUGAUUCAGAUGAAUCUACCGAGGCAGAGCAAGAUGAGGACACUAAAGGGACAGAAAACGAAUUAAAAGCCACUCAAAAGCCAGGAGAGCUGGUGGUGUCGUCUAUCACAGGACGUUUAAAACGUGUAUAUCCAGAAAUUGAACCUGAAUAUGAUUCGGACUCUUCUACAGAAGAUGCAAUGUGCCUUCUCACUGGUAUGAUGACUUACCACAUAUCGGGUAUGAUAUCAAUGGCCAAAGAGUGCUACGACCAGCUAAAGGCGAUGAGCUGGACAAAUUUCUCCAGACAGAAGAAAACCCUGAAAGCUGGAGAAAACCCCGAUGCUGGUUACGACCCCUACGAACCAACCGUGGAAUGGUUCACCGGAAAGGGAAAAGAGGAGAUAAUGCCUCUCAGUGCAGCCCCCGAACCUAAAAGACGGUUCGUCCCAAGUAAAUGGGAAAAGCAAAAA